Messenger RNA from Melampsora larici-populina 98AG31, 618 nucleotides. RefSeq lists its product as uncharacterized. Bases 1 to 618 code for a protein of 205 amino acids. Lineage: Eukaryota; Fungi; Basidiomycota; Pucciniomycetes; Pucciniales; Melampsoraceae. The record is from RefSeq and is a predicted model, not a curated record. The transcript is spliced from 3 exons.
AUGCCCCCAACUAUCAAGUCUCAUCGAGCACCUCCUGAUCCAACCUUACAGCAUCAGCAACGUGUGGAUCAACUUAUGGAUCAAGCCGAAUUUGCCAACUUGAAAGGCAGUUAUACAGACUCUGCAAAAAUAUAUUUGCAACUCCUGGAUUUUUAUUCCACCAAAAUGGCAAGAUGUGAAAGCCAAAACGGGACCAUCGGUAGAGGUCCCCAUACAGGUUGGAUUCUGUCUUGUUUCAAUCUGACAAGAUGUUACUUGAGGCUUCAGCAACCACAAGCGGCCUUCGACACCCUCCAACAAGCCUGGAAUCCUGAUUCUUCCCUCAUCAUACCGGCCACACAUCCAAAAUAUCUGGAACUAUCUCACUUAUACUUUGAAGUUGAGGCUAGCUUAAAUGACGGUACCGAGGAUCGUAAAUAUCGGCUUGCUCUAGCCCCAACGGCUAAUCCUGCCCAGAUAAAAAGUCGCUGGAGGUCAUGCAUGUUGUAUUUUCAUCCAGACAAGGGUGGACACACUGGGGUAGCACAGCAGAUAGCGGCUGCUGCUGAGGUGUUACUUGAUCCAGAGAGUCGCCGCCAAUACGAUGCUAAGGUUCAUGCUAUGAGUUUUGAAAGGUAA